UAUAUAUAUAUAUAGCGUUUGCUAAAUGACGCUGACUGCGAUGUAAUCUACUUGAGUCCGGGGCAGAACGGUUUGAAUUGAAUCGGAUCGAAUUUCAUCAAUUUUCUAAAGCAGCGUAACAGUUUUUAGUGAAAGUCCAUACAAAGUACUAAAUCAAACGAGAUUUUUUGUACAUUCGUCUACAUUGCUUGCAAAAUUUUAGAGAAUUAUUAUUCCAAUGCAUGCAGAAUUAGUUUACCUAAUGGCGCCUCCACGUCGUUCAGAGAUCUAUAUCGAAAACAAAGAAAGCACGGACUCGUGUUUCAUAAAAAAGUAAGAGGUGCGUGCGUUUGUUCGACAGUACAAAUUUGGCGUGAGUCGCCGAUUUUCAGUGUAAUCACGUAUCGAUGAUAAAUUCGUAGACACGAAGCAUGGUGGGCUUUUUAAAGGUGGGGCUCUGGUAUAAUACAAACGUAAGAGUCGAGCACUGGGUAGUUUCGCAUUGUCUAGUUCAACACAAAGAAUAUAUCCGUCGCCAUGGCCGAUCCUCUACUCCUAUUUUAUUCAUAUUUUCAAGAUUGCCUAAUUAUGAUUGUGACAACGAUGGUGGGAGCGAGCAUAGUGAGGUACAUUGUGAACAAGAAGAGAAUCAUUGAACUUGCUAUCAAGCUUCCCGGUCCUCGAGCGUACCCCAUUAUUGGAAAUGCGUUGAAAUUCGCAUGCGAGCCAGAUCAACUGCUCGAACGCAUUGUGGAUGUCAUCGCGCCGUAUGCUGAUGUGACACCAAUGAGAUUAUGGAUGGGCCCAAUGUUAUACGUUAUUAUCACGGAGCCACGUGACAUCGAGGUAGUGCUUAACAGUCAGCAGGCGACCAGCAAAGGCAGCGCUUAUAAAUUUUUGUAUCCUUUUAUUGGCAAUGGGCUGAUUAGCGGAUCUGGAAAAUCAUGGAAAGCUCACCGGAAAAUAAUAUCGCACAUUUUAAAUCAACGAACACUGGAUUCUUUCAUUGAAACGUUUGAUCGGCGUAGUAAAGAAUUCGUGAAAAAAUUGGAACCAUUGGCAAACGGAGAAGUAUUCGACAUUUUUCAUUCCUUAGAAGGUUGCACAAUCGAUCUGGUUUGCGAAACUGUAAUGGGAUAUACGGACAUCAAUGCUUUAGACAACCCUAAUAAAGAAUUUGUGCACUAUACCGCUGAAAUGUACAAAAUCAUUCACAAUAGAAUGAUGAAGAUUUGGUUGUAUCCCGAUUGGAUUUUUCGAAUAACGAGUAAUUAUUCUAACCAGAAACGAGCACAAACAAUGAUACACAAUUUUACGGAACGUUGCAUAGAAGCUGGAAGACAAGAUAUGCUUAAAGAAAAGAGUAAAACAUGUAUAUUACAUAGACUAUUAACCGUGAAUAGCGUAACAAACGAAUUGACUGAGGAAGAAUUGAGAGAUGAAAUUUAUACAAUUUACAUAGCGUCUCAAGAUACCUUGGCAGUAACGAGCAGCUUUGCAGUUUUAAUGCUGGGAAUUCAUGGGGAUGUUCAGAAGAAAGCCAGAUCUGAAGUGGAUGAAGUCAUUGGAGUCGGGGACGUGAAUAUUGAAUCCUUGUCAAAGCUAAAGUAUCUUGAAAUGGUAAUAAAAGAAACUCUGCGUCUUUUUCCAAUUGCGCCACUGAUGGUACGCCAGCUGAAUGGAGAAUUGAAGCUAGAUAAUAGUAUAUUACCAAAGGACUGCCAAGUAGUAAUCGCUCCGUACGCUACGCAUCGCAGUUCAAAGUUUUGGGAAAAUCCUGAAAAUUUUCUUCCCGAACGAUUUGCUAUCAAGGAGACUGUGAAAAGACAUCCUUACACUUUUAUUCCAUUUAGUGGUGGUCCAAUGGGAUGCAUCGGUCAAAAAUAUGCAUUAACGGCACUAAAAAUGAUACUAGCUAAUAUUCUCCAAAAAUACGUUGUAGAAUCAGAUGUUACACUGCGUGACAUUAAAUUAAAAACGGAUAUUUCCAUUCGUUCAAUGAAUGGAUAUAAAAUAUCGUUACAAGCACGAACGAAUAUAACGAAGUACUUAUAAAUAUGUUAGAAAAUAUUGUACAUAAUUAUGUAUUAAUAAAUUGUAAUUUUAUUUUGAUUGUUUUUA
Nasonia vitripennis (jewel wasp) is the source of this 2100-nucleotide messenger RNA. RefSeq names its product cytochrome P450 4g15. Gene Ontology annotation, molecular function: heme binding; oxidoreductase activity, acting on paired donors, with incorporation or reduction of molecular oxygen; monooxygenase activity. The transcript is spliced from 11 exons. Bases 517 to 2034 code for a protein of 505 amino acids. NCBI's taxonomy places the organism in Eukaryota, Metazoa, Arthropoda, Insecta, Hymenoptera, Pteromalidae. The record is from RefSeq and is a predicted model, not a curated record.